GCGUGUCCAUUCUCAGACCGGCGAGACGCUCAGAGGCGCGCGAGCACGAGCACGAGCACGAGCCGGAGAAGAGACGCGCAAAGUUUCCUCGCCUUCGCGCAGAAUAACCCCGACUUCUGCGAAGAUAUUCACGCUCUUUGAUGCUGAAGUGUGUGUGCUGAACUGGACUUUGUAUCAGAUCCGAUCUAUCACCGCCGGGAACAUCUUCAUCAUCUUCAUCUUCAUCAUCGCCGGAUCACCGGGCGCGCGCACUACAGGAGCUCAUCCUCAUCCUCAUCCUCACGAGUCACGACUCAAACCUGUAGAGAUCCCCUCUUCCUCUCACAGACGCUCCUCGUCCAGAACCAAGCAAAACAGAUCCCAGAGAGGAAUGAGCAGACGCAGAGGAUGUCUGAAUACAGCUCGCUGUUGAGUGAUCUGUCUGAGAACAUCACUAAUGAAGACCUGGAGCAGCUGAAGUCGGCCUGUAAAGACGACAUCCCUGAAGACCAGAGCAAUGCCAUCACCUGCUCCAAAGACUGGUUCAGUUACCUGGAGAAGAAUGACAAACUGGCACAAGAUAACCUGUCCUACAUAGAGCACAUCUUUGAGAUCUCACGGCGGCCGGACCUCUUGACCCGAGUCAUCGAGUACCGCACGACCGUGCUGAAGAUCUCCGAAGACGAAGAGAUCGACACCAAACUCACACGCAUCCCCUCGGCCAAGAAAUACAAGGAUAUCAUUCGCCAACCGUCAGAGGAUGAGAUCAUCAAACUGGCCCCUCCUCCCAAAAAAGCAUGAGGUCAUACUGCUCCUACUCCCUGGCACUUCAUCUUGCCCAUCAUCAUCACCAAACCACGCCCACUGCCCCGCCCACUCCACCGAAUAGAAGCCAAGUAGCCAAUCAGAUCGCCAAGAUGCUUUCCAGCCACGCCCAUGCCACGGAGGCUCAGAAAACUGAACGAAAGACAAAGAAAUGGACCAAAAGUCUUGAGAAGUGAACAGGUCAUAGGUCAGGUUGUGUGUGGGAAUGAAAAACAAUCAUUCUGUGUCCGCUGACGCUCGUGUGGAAUAGUGUAUGUGUGAGAGAGAGUUCAUUCACACCCUCGACAGCGUUGAGUGCGAUCGUCACGUCGGUCAGACCAACGCUGUUCAUGUCUUAAUGUGGAGAAACUGGUUUAGCCACUGAUCGUUGUUCCUUUAGACACAUUUAUUCCUGGUUCGUAUCGUGGGUAGACUCCAGGUCGGUACAUUCCCUUUAAUACACGACUCACAUCAACAUUUAAAAGUGUUACAGAGAAUCUGUCUCUGAAUUUGUGUGAUUGCCACUUAGAAAGCCAAUAUUUGCCUUCUUUAGAAAUGAAAUGCAUUAUUGCAGGGUAUGCAGUUACCUAGUAGAGAAUUAAUAUUGCUUUUAAUAUGUCUGUAUGUCAUACUUCUAGGAAAUAUAGUUUAUUAAAGGAUCAGUUAUAGAAUAAUCACCGUUUUGUAUGAAACGACAGAAUGCUUAUAUAUCAAGUUUGUUAAAAUUAAUGGCAGAAAAAGUUAGACGUCUAUCUUCUAUUAUUAAAUCUAUAACGGGCAUAAAAACACAAUCAGAACAUGCUAGAACACAAAAUAAAAAUCAAUGUGUUUGGUAAAGUUUUAGCUCCGUCUCCAGUAUUUGCAUCAGGAGAUAGAAGGCAUAUUUUUUUUUUUUGUUAAAACUUUAAAUUGCUUAAUUUGACUACUUCUACUGUGAUGUAUUUAUUCAGAUGCCUCAGUAUGCGUCAUGUGAAACAUUAGGAUGACAUCACAUAUAUUUCCUGUUGAUCAUUUAUAUACUAAUAGAGCCUAAGAAACAGCUGCAACUAUUUAAAUCACAUAUGUGGUUAAAAAAAAAUGUAUUAAUGGAUAAUAAACUGCAGCACUCAAUAUGUUGCCAAAAGUCUGUAUGGAUCACAUCAUGUAUCCUACAGCACAUCGUUUAGCAGUUUUCAUCUAUUUUUCAUCCUAGCACAGUAUAUUAAGAUGUGCUGUGUUGACAAAUAUUGAUAUCAUGGUUAUGAUUGUGAUAUUCCUUCGCCUUUUACUCGCACCAUCUGCUGAAAGACUGUUUAACACGACUCUAAAUGCGCUCGAUCACUGUGUCAUGGCUCAGCUCCCGCAGACUGUUGUUUUCCUGCGAUGAAGCCGAAGCGGUUAUCGAGGACACGCCAUUCGUGUUUUAUGCAUCUGUAUUUCUGCCCACGCAUGAGGCCUGCAAAUCUUUCUUAUUUUGAAAAGCUGGAUAGUGACUGUUCCUGAACAAAAUGACAGUUCUGAUUUAUUUACCCACCCUGCAUAGUCGAAAGUCCUGAAUGAUCUUUUCCAUACAAUAAAAGUCAAUGAGGACUACACAUACACACACACACGCUCGCGCACACACACACUCAGAUCUAUAGAUGCUUGUUUCUGCCAUGAAUAAAAUAAUAAAUAUAUAGAUACACAAAUUAAAAAGGUAAUUGUGACUCUGUAUCUAAAAAUCACUGAAUUCUGGAUUUUUAUUAUACAAUUCUGACUUAAAAAAUAAAUAAAAAGUGAUGAUUUUAAUAUAUAUUGUACAUUCGCAAUUCUGAGAAGAAAAGUUAGAAUUGUGAGAUGAAAAGUAGCGUUAAUAAACCGUAAAUAACAACAUAACAAAAAGUUUUUAUUAUUGUGUGGCUGAAAAACUAAAUAAAACUGAAUUGUAACCUCAGUUACACUUUUAUAACUUGCGAUAUAAAAACUUGCGAUUCUGAGGAAGAGGCCAAACUUGAAGUGUUUAAUUUUUUUUUAAAAUGUUAAACUCAAAAUUCCAAGCUAUUAACUUGCAAUUAUGAGCUAUAAACUUUCAAUAAAAAAAAUUGUGAGAUAAAAAGUUGGAAUUACUUUUAUAUAUAUAUAUAUAUAUAUAUAUAUAUUUAUGCGGUAGCAGAAACAAACUGUGAUACGAAUCUCAUUUGCACUUCUGCGUAUUUUUACAUGGUGCAUCGCAUUCAUUCAGCAGACAAGAACCUAAAGCAUUUAGUAUCAAUAACGUCAAACCUGGCUAUAUUUCAAAUUUACAUACAUUUAAAUAUAAAUGAGUUUAUAUAUUUUUACUGUAUUUUGGUCUUUCUGACACAACACUAUCGUUUGACGUCAGAACUAGAAAUUCAUGAUUUCUUCUCGGUCUCUUAUUCCUCUUUCAUUGUAUGCAAAAGUUUUUUCAGUCCAAUAGAUACUUAAACAAAAGAGAGGAUGAGUAAAUGACAGAAUGUGAUAAGAUCAGCGCGUAAAAUCCCACGUCACAAACGAUCCCUUCGGAAAACAGAUUGUACAUUACUCUAUUUAUUGUAGUUUUGCUGUAUUGAUGUUGUUUCUGAUUGUGCACAGAUGUCAUCUUGUGAUUUUGCGGCGUGUGACGUUGUGACUGUGGUGAUGUUCCCUGUCUAGUGUCUCUCCGGACACACGGCCAAACGCUCGUCAGACACACCGUGAUCGCUUUUGAACAGAUUUGUUUCUCUAUUAGUUUAAUGAUUACAGUUGGUUGAGUUUGUUUGCAUCCUCAGUCCUGACUGACUUCUCUGUGAUCUACCAACCAAACGUCCCCAGACCAGCAACCAAGGGCUUCAGAUGUGCUCACGUCAUCCAUCGCACACUCGAUUAGAUGUGGUCCUGUCGAUCUUGUGUUGUGUGCAUGUCUGUGAUCGGCAGAUUCGUCUCGAUCAAGAGCCUCUGUUCAGCACUGUGCUUUGCGCUCGAGAUCAGUUUACCAGGUGUGUUUCUAAAACACAGCGCCUCCACUGGAGAACAUCGGAAAAGCCAUAUUAUUAUUGCUUGUGCUUUUCCAUGUUUCUUCUUUUUUGAACAAUAGAGGCAUAUUCGGAUGAAUUUCCAGUUCCAGCAGAUUGAUGGAAUAUGGUUUAUUUUCCUCACAGUGUCUUUCUUUAGUUUAACACCACUUCUUUUCCUCUAUGCAGAGAUUAUUGGGCAGUGUGCACAAGCGUCUCCUCUUCGCGACGUCGGUAAUAACCACUACAUGCAAGAUUGGCCAAAUGAAACCGCUGAAGCCAUAGACGCAUAAUCAUGUCUUUUGAUUGUCAAAUUGGAUGUCAGAGUAUUAAAACAUAUCAGCCUUGAUAAUGCUGCAAAAGCUCCGUAAUGCUGAAGAUUUGUCGCUAUUGGCGUAACAGAAACACGACUCGAGGUGUUUUAUCCUGCGUCUAAAACAAGUUCUACUGAAACUAACUAAAAAAUUACCACAAAUCUUGUUUAAUCCUAUCCACUUCUGAAUAUGCAUUUUUUUUUUUUAAAUGCAUAAAGAAAAUUAAGCUUAUGUUUUUGAACCACACAGUUUUUGAUAUUGACAUUUGCUUUCGUCAUAAACAUUAAAAUGCAAAAACCUAAAAAAAAAAAAAUGGCUUCAUUUUCUUUUGCGCAAUAUACAUUUCUUUCUUUUUUUUUUUUUUUUAGUUCUGACUAAUGUUUGGUUCUUAAGUUGUACAUACAAAUAUGUUGUGGAUUUAUGAAAGUGUUGUAUUAUUAUUAAUUUAUUUAAUGCUCUGUAUCUUGUUCUGGUUUGUGUACUAACUGGUCAAGCGGGAGGUGUUCAUUCAUCAGCUCAGAUCUGUUCUGUUGGGUUUAUCAGAGUGAUCAAGAUCCUUUUCUAUACUUUCUGUUUUGAUAACUUUACAUUAUAAUUUAUGUGUUUUUUCAUCAUAUCAUUCUUUUGUAUUGUAGUGUUGUUCCUAAUGCUUGUUCUCUUUAUUAGUAAUGCUUCUCAGCAUAAAAUGAGUGUGUAGUAACCAUGUCUUUGUCACGUUGUGAACCGUUCGUAUGAGAGGCCACUGGCUGUAAAUGCAAGAAAAGCAUCUGUCAUUUAACACACGUUUGAAGUUCCCCGUCAGAGUGUGAGACGUGUGAUCAGUUUGUGUAGAGACUGAAACACUCAUCGUCGGUCGAUGAUGACUGAGAUGAUCAAAAAUGGUGUAGAUAAGAGAGUGGAUUGUAGGGCUAUAGUGUGUACUUUGAUCACAGGAAUUAUGAAAGUAAAUAUGAUCAGAUAACUUCUGCAGGGUGAAUCUCACGAAGACCUUAGAAGGCCAUUUAACCCCCCAAACAUGUAAGUAUUAUUUUGUAUGAAGAACAGGAUUUUGUUUUUUGGACUAUAAUAUUUAUUUGACAUUCCUAGCUAAUAAGGAAUGAUCUCUGAUGUUAGUUAAUGUUCUAGUAAAAUUCUUUCAAAGUUAUGAACAAAGACGUUCUUCUAAAGGGGAAGUUCAGCCAAAAUGACAAUUCUGUCAUCAUUCACUCAUACAGGUGUGGAACAACUCGAGGAUGAGUUUUUUUUCUCCCGUUGAACACAAAAUAUAUUUUGAAGAAUAUUGAUAACCAAAAAUUUGACGGUAUGGAAAACAAAAUACAAGGGAAGUCAUUAGUUGCCAUCAACUAUUCGAUUACCAAUAUUCUUCAAAUUCUGGGGUGAGCUAUCCCUUUGAUGUUCACCAAAAUAAAUAAAUAACACUCUCACCCACACAGUUUUUUUUUCUACUUGUUUAAAAACCGUUAAGACAAUAUUUGAAAGUAAUGUUCCAUAAUGUUUGCUAAAUGUUCAAAUGGAGUGUUCCCCUAAUCUGUGAAAGCCUGCCUUGACUUAUUUUCUAAAUUUGAGUGAAUAAUAAUAAUAUAUAUUUUUGGCCCAGAUAUAUUUCUUGAGUGUUUUCGUGAGAUUCCCACGCUUCAUCAAGUGUUAUUGGUUUUAGCAUAGAGACAUUGUGACUUUAUUUCUCUGUUUCUUGACUUCACAUUCCUACAUCUUUGAGGUGGAAGCGUAGACUUUGUAGAGGUUUGAGCUGAAGAACUGAUGAUAGACAUGUUAGACGAGUUUAUGCUACUGUAGAAAUGGAAAGGUGAAUAGAGAGACAUAUCAUAGAUGGAUAAUAUAAUGCACAUUUGUAGCAAGAAAAACAAAUAUGAACACAUGUGAAAUGAUUGUGCAGAUGAGAGCUGUUAGAGCUUACACUGAGGACUAAUGCUCUGGUGUCAGCGUGAUCUGUGUUUGUCCAGAAACAGCCUGUAAUCUGAGUUUCUGUGGCUCUGGGGGCUGUGCUGUGCUGUGCUGUGUGAACUGAAGUGGAUCAUAGAGCUGCUUGACAUGGAAACAGAUAUUGUGAUAACUCUGGUUGGUCUUAGACUCUUGCUGAAGGACUUCUUUGUUUUGGCAUGUUUCGGUCAUUGCAUAUUUAUUUAUUGAUGUGAUGCUCUUUUUAUUUCUUUUCAAAGUCGCUUCAUAAGACACUUUGGCUUGAAACCGCUUUGCAGAUCGCUGAUGUUCUCGCUGAUUGGACUGAUGUCUAAUUUUUCUCUUCUGACAUUAAACCUCCUCGAGCGGAGUGCUGUUAGCAUUUCUUCAGUGAUUCUGUUUGCUUUCUAUCUUUUGUCUUACGUUACAGCAAACACAGUCAUGGACACUCAGUAUGGAAAUCUGUUUGUGAACUAUAUCUAGAAAUGUGGCUUCUCUCUCGGAGUAAAUUAGGCUGAACCGAAACGAUGCCGUUUUGUCAUUGUGCUUAAAUGAAUACAUAAAUAUUAAAUUCUAUAUUAAAAUAUAUUUGCUAACCUA
Carassius auratus (goldfish) is the source of this 6583-nucleotide messenger RNA. RefSeq names its product proliferation and apoptosis adaptor protein 15 (gene pea15). The coding region runs from base 388 to 780 and encodes 130 amino acids. Lineage: Eukaryota; Metazoa; Chordata; Actinopteri; Cypriniformes; Cyprinidae. The record is from RefSeq and is a predicted model, not a curated record. The transcript has 5 exons. Gene Ontology annotation, biological process: regulation of apoptotic process; MAPK cascade. Gene Ontology annotation, molecular function: protein binding.